AUGACUUUGGUGAGAACAAUGACAAAUGGAUUGUGGCUGCACCAGGUGGCAGAGACAAAAAAAGUUAUUAUCCUUUCGAACAAAGCUGAGUGCAUCUCCUUGAUGUUCAACAGGAUUCCUAUUAGGUUCAAUCUUGAUCCCAUAAAACUGAGGAUCUUGUGCCUUCGGAACAACAAAUUGGAUGAAAGCAUAAUUGUUGAAGCAAUUAAGAAUUGCAGUUCACCGACAUAUCUGGAUUUGAGCGGAAACAACGUCAAGAGGAUACCGGAAGAAUUAUGUUCCUUGGUAAAGCUGGAAUACCUUGAUUUGUCACGAAAUGAAUUUGGGGCAACUGAAGUGCCUCGCUCCUUUGGAAAGCUCAUCAACCUCAAGUUCUUGUACCUAUGGUCUGCUGGUGGUUACGUGAGAAUACCAGCUGGUGUCGUGUCUAGCCUUAAAGCAUUGCAGGUAACAGACUUGAGGAGUUUCUUAAGAGAAUCUACCCUAUCCCUACCUGAGUCAAUAUUCCGAGAGUUGGGCACCCUACCUCAGUUGAAAGCGCUUGGUAUUGUGGUCGAAGGUUCUGCUCAGCUUGAGUCACUAGGAGAAGCGAACCUCCCUGUUAGAUAUUUGGCUCUGCUGGACGUAGGUACAUUCAAUGAUAUUUUAUCAACCGACUUUGCACAAAGGACCUUGUAUGAACUGGAUAUCAGUGAAGAAAUUGACACUCGAGAAAUAACAGUAAGACAUGAUACGGAACAACCAAACAACUGUUUUGGUGCUCUCAACAACCUCAGCUUAACUAUGAUGAGAUCCUUGAGAGAGAUGAAGUGGAUGGGAGCAACUCCAGCAUUUAUAUUCCCAAGGCUCAUUCAUUUGGAAUUGUUUUACUGCAGACGGCUAUUGCACCUCUCUUGGGUUAUGUAUUUGCCUCGCCUUGAACAACUUCAUAUAGUUUCCUGUUCUGGUAUAGUGCAAGCAUUUAUGAGGUGCCAUGGUGACAAAUUGUGCAAUGGACAGGACAAGACAAAAACAUUUCGUUGCCUCAAGAGUCUCAGUCUUACUCGUAACUACUCGUUGGAAACUAUUGGGGACAAGGGUAUGGAAUUCCCAUCCCUAGAGCGACUUGUGAUUGACAAUUGUCCAAAAUUGGAGAGGCUUCCUUUCCAGCUGGACAGUUUGCCACUAAAGCUGAAGGAGCUACGGUUUGUUGGGACACAGCAAUCAAAGAGUCUUCCUUUCCAGCUGGACAGUUGGCUACGGUUUGAUGAUGCUCAGUGCUAGGAGACAUUGGAAUGCGAAGAAGGUGUCAAAAGUUUCCUGCAACCCGCUCUUAAAUUUGGCAGAAAAUCCUACGACAUAUUCAGUUAAUACCUUCGUUGUUAGUGCAUUACAUGUAGUAGAUGUAGCGUUCUCCUGGACACUCAUGGUCUCAUGUUAAGACACAAGAAGCAAAACACCACAUUCAAAUUAUUGCAGCUAGGAUGUGCAGCUGUGACAUUUUUUUUAAUACCUUCGCUUGAGAUUUCUGUCA
Molecule: messenger RNA, 1513 nt
Organism: Triticum aestivum (bread wheat)
Lineage: Eukaryota; Viridiplantae; Streptophyta; Magnoliopsida; Poales; Poaceae
Product: disease resistance protein RPS2-like
Exons: 1
Coding region: 1-1263 (420 amino acids)
Source: RefSeq, a predicted model, not a curated record